This is a messenger RNA of Nicotiana tabacum (common tobacco), 1137 nucleotides long. Its product is annotated as putative carbohydrate esterase At4g34215. The record is from RefSeq and is a predicted model, not a curated record. NCBI's taxonomy places the organism in Eukaryota, Viridiplantae, Streptophyta, Magnoliopsida, Solanales, Solanaceae.
AUUUCUAGGCAAUCCACGCAAUUCUCAAAUUAUCCAUAUUCUUCAUUGGAAUCUGUUUCACAAUUACGCACAAUCUUUGAUCCGGGUGUCAGCUUUCUUUGUGGGAAUUUACUUGGAUCCUUUUCUCUGGAAGUCACGAGUUCGAGGCGUGGAAACAGUUUCUUGCAAAAAUGCAGGGUUAGCAGCAACCGCUUUUAAUCACAGUAUCUUGAACUGUGAGCUAUGGCCUCAACCCUGGAAAAUGAAGCUCCUUCCCCCCAAAGUAUAUUCAUUCUAUCUGGCCAAAGUAACAUGGCUGGUCGUGGUGGAGUAGACAAGCAUAAGCAUUGGGAUGGCGUCGUACCAAACGAGUGCUCUCCCGAUGCUUCUAGAAUCUUCCGUCUUAGCGCAGAUCUCCACUGGGAGGUUGCACGUGAGCCGCUCCACCAUGAUAUUGACGCCAAGAAGACUUGUGGUGUUGGACCUGGAAUGUCAUUUGCAAAUGCGGUCAAGGACCGUGUAAAAGCUAUUGGGUUAGUGCCAUGUGCUGUAGGUGGAACUGCGAUAAAAGAGUGGGCGCAGGGGGAGCAUUUGUAUGAGAAUAUGGUAAAGAGAGCAAUAGCUUCAGUGCAUCAAGGUUUAGAAAUCAAGGCACUGCUUUGGUAUCAAGGGGAGAGUGAUACAUUAUCUCAGCAUUGCGCUGAGACCUAUAAGGCUAAUAUGGAGAAGUUAAUACAUAAUGUUCGCGCUGAUUUGCAUCUGCCAUCUCUGCCAAUUAUUCAGGUUGCAAUUGCAUCAGGAGAUGAGAAGUACAUUGAAAAGAUUCGAGAAGCGCAAAAGGGGAUUGACCUCCCAAAUGUUGUAUGUGUUGAUGCCAUGGGAUUGCAGCUUAAGGAAGAUAACCUCCAUUUAACCACAGAGGCCCAAGUUAAAUUAGGCCAAAUGUUGGCCGAUGCAUACCUUACUCAUUUUGCACCACAACAACCUUCUGUGGCUUCAUCUUGAGAAAUUUGCUGUACUAUGUAAGCUAAAAGAUAUUUAAUGAAACUAAACUCUGCCAAGAAGCUUCUUGCGAACCAAUCUCUUCUACUAAAAUUUCCUCAGGUUCAAUAGUUUGGGCAUUCAUUUUUAUGCAAUUUGAUCCCGUCAGUUGGAUUA